GAUUGGGUUAGUAUGUGGACAAGGAAGAAAUUAUAGAAGAUUACGUUCAACCGAGUUGGAUGAUUAUCCUCGAUUCAAAUUUCCAAAAUUUAGGGAGAGAUACGAUAUCGGAGAUAGACAGUAACACAUCGUUUACAUUUAAUUCACUUCAAAUUUGGUGCAAUUCCACACAAAGCUCUCCAUAUUCAAAUAAUGAAUUCUCGGAACCAAAACAAUCCGUCUGAUCCUCGCAGUCCUGUGAAUAAUAAUCAAGCCAUCGAUGAUGCUUUUAUUGAUAAGCUCUGGGAAAUUGAAAUUGGUUGGAUGAUGGCCUCAACAACUGCAAGUGGAUGCAGGGAAACACUUGCUUCAAGAAACAAUCAAAAUGAUUUUACUGUAGCACCCUCUGAAACUCAGGUUUCUGAGUGGGAAAUUGUUGAAUGUACAAAGGAGGAGGAGGUCGAUGUGCUAUUGAAUGAUAAGUUUAAAGGGAAAAAGUUUGAUUCAAAGGGAAAACAUGAGUGGAUGAGAGAGUAUAUUAAACAGCUCAAGGUUUGUAUAAAAUGGUUUCAAGAGAAUCUUGAAGAUCCUGUUAAAGAAAAGGAUCACUUGCGUACAUUGCUGGAUUCUUCAGAAAGUAAACGUGUGGAAGCAGAGGCUGCAAUUAAACUUAAGGAGGAAGAGUUGAACUCAACUAUUAUCAAAUGGGAAAACAAGAUAUCUUCUUUAAGAAAAAGUUUGUCAAAUGAAGAGUCACAGAAGCUAAAUGCCAUUGAUUUUCACAAUAAAGAAAAAGAAGCUAGGAUGGCUUUAGAAAAGAAUCAAGAUUCUCUAAAUGAGAAACUUUUAAAGGCUGAACAGAAUGCAUCGAUUGCUAAUGAGAAGGUGAAAACACAAGAAAAUAUGUACAAGAGGUUGCAAAAUGAACUCACUUCUGCUAAAGAUUCACGAGAUGAUGCAGUGAAACAAAAAGAAAUUGCUGUAAAAGAGGUGGCUAUCCUCAGAGAUGAAUUGACUCAACUAAGGGAAGAUCGUGAACGCCACCUGUCACAAUUACAGGAGUUAGGUUCUGAAAUUGUAAGAUAUAGAUACAGAGAAAAGGAAAGAGAAAGAACAGGGCACACUGCUGCUGCUGAGUGUAGUAUAUUGAGGUUAAAAUCGAUUGCUAUGGAGAAGACUUGUUCCUCUCAAAGAGAGCAAAUAUCUUUGCUCCAACAUCAGUUAGAUGCCGCAAAUAAAAAAAUAAAGGAGCUAAAAGGGAAGAACAUAAUGUAUCAAUAAGAGAGACACCGUGGAACAUGGUUUUUGAUUUGGGUUAAUGUCGUAAAUGGGUUGACAACUAACAAACUAUUUUUUCUUUUACAAAACGUUAUUGUUUUAAAAAGGUUACCAUAAGAAGGGAAGCAAGCGAAACCAUAAAAAAACUAUAAAUAAGUGUAUUUUGUGAACAUAAAGUUUGAGUUUCUUACAUUCUGAUAAUAUAUGUGAAAAAUACAAAUAGUUUAUAUACCCAUUUGUGACUAUUUGCAAUUCUAUCCAAACCAUAAUUAUUAAAAUGAAGAUAUAAGUCAUAUAUAUAUAAUAGUAGAUUCUAUGUCAUGCAAUCCAAUGGAAUAAAAGAAAUGCUACAAAAGUCAGAAGUAAAAGUAAAAUACUCGUACCUGAGCUGAGCUGAUUGGUGUCUUGGUGUUAGAGUCAAUCCUGAAUCGUUGGCAUAGAACUAUACCACAAACCACAACUCACUCCCAACAUCUCCCACCCAGUCCGAUUCAAUACAAACCUUUGAUAAAUCAUUAGAAGCUUCUCCAAACACUUUUCACAAUCAAACUUGCUCAAAUCUCGACUACACUGACCCAACCCGUAUCUCUUCCCAUCAUUCCCAACAUCAAUAACACCAAUAUCAAACAUCAAUGCUUGAUUAGAAACAUUCCUUCCUAAUGCUUCCAUCAUCGAAAACCCUCUUGAAAACACUGAAGCUUCAUCAAGUGUGUUUCUACCAUAGCCGGAUGAUGAAGACCUGUUCCAAAGUUCACCAAAGAAACUCUCGUUUGAGAACCUUAAACUACACAAACUCGACCAUAUCACCAAGCCUUUGCUUUCGGGACAAUAUCUUAGAGGUACACGAAUGGUUUCGUUCAAACACUUGGAGCAUGUGGUAGGAGAAACAUCUGCUCGACACCAUGCAAGACCAUAAACUUGAUUAGAACCAGUUCCAAUGGUGGUAUUCAUGAAUCCUCCUUGAAGAGGUGAGUUGUUGGCUAGUGAAUCUAAAAGGGUUUUAAGGUUUGUUUGGUAGAUGGUAUUAUAAUUACCAGUUGUGUUCCUUGUUUGUGAGCAUUUAGAACCCAAAUGGAAAAUUUUACCGUUUACAUGAACAAACCCUGUCAUG
Lactuca virosa is the source of this 2368-nucleotide messenger RNA. NCBI's taxonomy places the organism in Eukaryota, Viridiplantae, Streptophyta, Magnoliopsida, Asterales, Asteraceae. The record is from the annotation of a GenBank genome assembly.